CUUCCCCGGGCUGCGGCCAGCGUCCUGCUCUCGCCCCUCCACGCGAUCCAAAGAGGAGGCAACCGCCGGGAGCCGGCUCUCUCCGCCACCUCCUGGAGGACUGGACAAAAAUAAUUUGCUGAGAUGUCAGCUGGGAAUUCUCCCAGGGAAAGCCUGGAAAUGGAGAGCUUCCACACAAGAUUCAGUGCCUGGACACCUUUCAGCAACAAGUCAUUAAAUCGACAGCUCUUUCAGGAAAGAGUUGCUCUUAUAAGUCACUGGUUUGAUCUCUGGACUAACAAGCAACGUCAAGAAUUCUUAUUCACGAUUUUUUUACGAUGCACUAAAUCACAACUAAGGGUUAUCCAAGACUGGUUUUCAGAAAGGAUGCAAGUGGCCAAAGUGGAUUUCUCUACAGUGUUACCACGCUUCAUUUCUCUAUAUAUCUUUUCCUUUCUGAAUCCAAAAGAUUUGUGUGCUGCUGCACAAGUCAGCUGGCCCUGGAAAUUUUUAACUGAACAGGAUUGCUUAUGGAUGCCCAAAUGCAUUAAGUUUGGAUGGUUUCUGCCCUAUACGCCAACAGAUAAUGAGUACGGUGCUUGGAAACACCAUUACAUUGCUUGUGUGUCCAACUUAGAUUGGCUAACCCCUAGGGAAGCCGCUGCUGUUUAUGGGACUCUGAAUGAACCCAAAACAGAAGAUGAAGAGCUACAGGAGAGGCAAAGAGAAAAGUGCCUAAGGAAAAUAGUUUGGGAGAAAAUUGCACUACAUAAGCAGGAGUUGUUCAAAGUUCGACCCCCUUGGGUGAGUGGAACACACUGCUCUAGAUUGUUCAAAUCCAAAUGCCAACCACGUCUCUCCCAGACUGUGAGGGAUCGAGUGAGAUUACAUGAAACUUUGGAGAAACAGCUUGUUUUGUCAUCUUUAGAAUCUUUGCCCAAGCGAAGCAACAUUUCUGGAUGCCAUUCCUACCCUUUAUUAUCAAAGAAAAAUUGGCGUGGAGUUUAUAAAAAUGACAGUUCUUCAAAUGCUCUCCAGCCACACUUCAUAUUAAUAUCAUCUCGGAUUCCUGCAUAUGAGAUGGUGGCGAACAGUGUUAGAGCAGGUAUCAUUUCUGUGGUGUAUGAACACAGUGGCCUAAACUUGGAGACGCUACUUUAUCUCAUAGAAAAAGCUCUGGAUGGGCAGAUGGCACAAAGUGUGGGAAUAUUCAGUGAUGGAGACAGCAGAGAAAUCAACUUACUCCAAGGCUAUAAAAUUGGUAUUAAAAAUUUAUUGAUGCCUGAAGUGAGAGACUUCUGGGAAAAAUUAGGAAGCUAUGUGGCUCCUGAAGAAGAAGGGGGUCACGUGGACCUCUUUGUACCACUUGGAGCAUCAGAGGCAGGAAUAGAAGUUCUUUCUCAGCUGUCUCAACUGACUGGCACGUUAUUUACUGCUCCCACUGGGAUUGCCACUGGCUCUUACCAACAUGUUCUUAGUGACUGGCUGGGACAACAGUGGGAACCGGCACCCCCUUCCAUCUACUUCAGCGAAUCAAAGCUGCAGACAUGGUCCAGCUUCACCGACUUCCUGGAAGACACCUUGAAAUCAGUAAGGAAACAAUUAAGUCCUCUCUUCAAGGAGCUGCAGGAGAACAUCAGUGGCAGGAUGAUAGGGCAAUUUGUAUUUGACACCAUGAGUGUGGCUAACAUUCUGAAUAACCAAGAAAUCAUACAAGCUCUGGCAGAUGGAUUGAUAGAGCUUUCAAAAGAAAAUUCUGACAACCCUCUGGAAUUUUUGUCAUAUUUUCUGCUGAAGAAAUGUAGUAAAAAGAGCAAGCAUUUUGAAAGAAAUGUCAUUCUGACAAAAAGUGACCCAAAGGCAACACACAAUUUACUCACAAAGGAAAGAAAUGUUAUAGAAGAUAACCCUCAGGACACAAAACCCAGUCUCAGCAAAAAUGAUCCAAAUUUUGAGUUGCUGGUUAAGCUGGAGAGAAAACUCCAGCUGGAUUCAGCCGAAAAGCGAACGAGAGUUGUCAGGGAACUCUUAAAGAGUGAGAGAAAAUAUGUGCAGAUGCUGGAAAUUGUGAGAGAUGUUUAUGUGAGGCCACUGAGAGCGGCACUGUCAUCAAACAGAGCCAUUCUGAGUGCUGCAAACAUCCAGAUCAUGUUCUCUGAUAUUCUGCAAAUCUUAUGUCUCAACAGGCGGUUUCUAGAUGACCUGAGAGACAGACUACAGGAAUGGGGCCCCGCUCACUGUGUGGGAGAAAUAUUCAUAAAGUUUGGAAGCCAGUUGAACACAUAUACCAAUUUCUUCAACAAUUACCCUGUGGUUCUAAAAACUAUUGAGAAGUGCAGAGAAAUGAUACCAGCAUUCCGAGCUUUCCUGAAGAGGCACGAUAAGACCAUUGUUACCAAAAUGCUGAGUCUUCCAGAGCUGCUUUUGUACCCAUCCCGAAGGUUUGAAGAAUAUCUUCAUCUUCUCUAUGCUCUGAGGCUUCACACUCCUGCAGAACAUAUUGACCGUGGAAACUUGACCAUUGCAAUUGACCAAAUAAAAAAUUACAAAGGCUACAUAGAUCAGAUGAAGCGGAACAUCAAUAUGAAAGAUCACCUGUUAGACAUACAGAGACUCAUCUGGGGGUGCCCUACUCUAUCAGAAGCAAACAGAUACCUGAUUAGGGUUCAAGAUGUGGCCCAACUUCACUGCUGUGAUGAGGACAUAAGUUUCUAUUUAAGGCUCUAUGAACAUACCUGUGAUCUCAGUCUUUUCCUCUUCAAUGAUGCACUGCUCGUUUCUAGUCGGGGUACAUCUCAUACUCCAUUUGAAAGGACCUCAAAAUCAACCUACCAAUUCAUUGCAUCAGUGGCACUUCAUAGGUUAAUCAUAGAAGACAUACCAGAUUCCAAAUUUAUCAAGAAUGCAUUUAUUCUUCAAGGUCCAAAACAUGAAUGGAUCUGUGCAACAGAAGUUGAAGAUGAUAAAUUUCUAUGGUUGUCUGUACUCCAAAAUGCCAUCAAAAGUAGUAUGGAAAAGUGAGUCUGGACUUCAGACAACAGGGGUGCCAAUCUGCCCUGACAAAGACAACAUGUUGUUUUCUGUUCCAGAAGAUCCAGUAAGAAGCAGAAUAAUGGUUCAUCAUGGAUGAUCCAUGGAUGAACUAGGGGGGACUCAUAAAAUUCCUCCUAACUUUUAAACUUUAUCAUCUAUGCUCAAUUAGGUGAAAUGGAUAAGAAAAAUUUUAAUGUAAAAAUUUGAACCACUUCUUUUGAUAGCUGUUUUUUAUGGACAGUAUUAUUUAAUCUGACUGACAAAACCUAAGGCUGAAUAAGGAUAUUGAGUAUUUAAAGAUUUGUUUUCUGAUCUAAUGAAAAAUAAAAGUCAUAAUGAAAAGUAUUUCUUAAAUGAUCAGUCUAGAGAAAUGUCUUAAUCUGUUGGUGACUUACCAAUUAUCAACCUCUUUUAACAUUUCCAUGAAAUAGUUAUGGAUUUUAAAAAUAUGUAUAAGAAAUCUAAAUAGUACUUUACUAAAAAACUGGUCACAUAUAUCCAUAAUAUGAAUGUAUUCCUACAGAGAGCAUUAAAAACAUACCACUAUAAAGCACUAAAAUUUUCUGUAAUUCUUAAGUGUUCUUUUCUUGCA
Molecule: messenger RNA, 3604 nt
Organism: Cervus elaphus (red deer)
Lineage: Eukaryota; Metazoa; Chordata; Mammalia; Artiodactyla; Cervidae
Gene: ECT2L
Product: epithelial cell transforming 2 like
Exons: 22
Coding region: 124-3000 (958 amino acids)
Molecular function (GO): guanyl-nucleotide exchange factor activity; protein binding
Source: RefSeq, a predicted model, not a curated record